UUUAAUUUCAAUACUCCCAAUUAUUCAAUUAAACACCCGCACAUACAACUCAUCCUAGUUUUUGCAAUUUUUUCAGUUCAGAUACAUAUAACCAGAUUCGACUGUAUUUUAAAUCCCAAAUUUAUUCAGAGUUGCAGACAGACACCCUACAUUUUUCAUUUUUUAGUCAAAUAUUUUAAAGGUAGUUUUAUAGAAUCAUUUUUGAUAUUUUAAAUAAAUCAUCAAAACCUCCCUUUUGUUGACACCUCUCUAAUUAUUUUAUAUUUAUUCCCUCAACUAAUUUAAAAUUUAAAUAAAAAUAUUUAAUUUUAAAUUUAUUUUUAAUAACUCAAUUAAACGCCCGCAUUCCCCUUUAAAAUUCCAUUCUAACUCUCUUCCCGAUAAGGCAAUUUUUGCCAUUUCUUUUUUUAUUUUUCUCUCUCUCCCUUUAAAUUUUUGCCUUUUUGCCACGACUAUCAUUUUUUAUUUAAAGCUUUUCAUUUUUAUUUACAUAGACUGUCAUCGAUCAUAGACUGUCAUAUAAUUCUCUCCCUCCCUUUAUUGUUUACCUCCCCUCUUCCCCAAAAAUAAUUUUUCUUGUCAAAAGUUAGCUUCAUAAAGAGCUGAUUAUUUCAAAAAAAGUUUUUUCUCCUCUUCUUUUAAUAUAAAUUCAUUAAAAAAUCUUUUUCAGAAAUUUUUAAAAAUCAGAAACUUGUUUAUCCAAAAAUGUCAAAAAUCAUUUUACUUUUGGCCUUUAUAUUUCUAACAACUUUGGAAAUUAAUUCGGCUGUCGAUUCCCCAGCAAAUAAUAAGAAAAGUGGAUCAACAGAACCUGUUAAAACCGAAGAAAAAAAGGAAGAAGCCACAACACCCAAACCAGAAAACAUAACUUGUCCAGCAUGUCCAACACCAGCAGAAGCUGAGGAAAAAAGUAGUGGAUUUGGUGGUGGCUCUAUUUUCUUAUCAAUUCUAUUUGGAAUGGGUUUAAUGUUUGGAUUAACACAAUUAUAUAUUUAUUGGGAAAAACGACGAAGUGGUGAUUUAAGUACAUAUCCUGGAUAUUAA
This is a messenger RNA of Meloidogyne enterolobii, 1044 nucleotides long. Lineage: Eukaryota; Metazoa; Nematoda; Chromadorea; Rhabditida; Meloidogynidae. The record is from the annotation of a GenBank genome assembly.